Molecule: messenger RNA, 4018 nt
Organism: Jatropha curcas
Lineage: Eukaryota; Viridiplantae; Streptophyta; Magnoliopsida; Malpighiales; Euphorbiaceae
Molecular function (GO): RNA binding; protein binding; metal ion binding
Source: RefSeq, a predicted model, not a curated record
UUCCAUCUCCGUAUCAGUCUCUGUUCCAUUAAAAACCAGCCAACCGCUCUUUUUUGAUUCUCUGAUGGUGAUAUUGAUCUUGUACUGAAUGUUAGGGUUUGUUUGUUGUUUUCCUUUGCUUCUCCAUUGAAAUGCUUUGGUUCAGUACUCGAUUUGUUGUGGUCUUAAGGUGUGUGGGAGUUUUUGAAGAAUAUAUUUCCAGCUCAAAUUAGGGAUUCGGAGACGGAUCUGUUGCGAGAGACUUACUAUGAUGAAAUGCUGAGACAUUCACUCAUGGACGUAGCCAACUCGAUUCAACAAAGUGUCUAUUCUCCUUAUGGUGCAAAAGCCCCAUCAAAUGAAGAUUAUGGUCUUGAAAGCUUGAAAUCUCACGAGAAGGAAGCUAAUAGCGCUACUGAGUUCGAAACGAGCCUGAUUAAAUCAAUCAUACAUGAUGACAAGGCGCAGUUCAAUUCUCUCUCAAGGUUUCUCCUUGAUUCUAAGAACUUCUCCACAAUGGAUCGAAUAAUUGUCUCCAAGCUUCUCCACCUCUGCUGCUCGUUUGAUUCUGUCGACUGCGCUACGUCUCUGGUUAGCGGCGAGCUAGGAGUCGUUCCGUUGGUAAAUGAGGUGGAUUCUGAUGGGAUGUCACCGCUGCACAAGGCGGCCAUGUCUCAUUCCGCGCGUUGCGUGGAGUUGCUGCUAAAGAAACGCUCCCGUACGGACCUGAAGACAAGAGACGGACGCGGACUGCUACCUCUGGAGCUAUCCCUGUCGAGAACCAGAUUGGAUGUGAUCUGGAGCUCGGAAGAUAACUCCGUUGAAGAGUUAGUCGAUCAGCUUAGUGAAAAGGAUUUCACCGCUAUAAAGCUUCUUAGUGAGAAGACAAAGGAGAUCGAAGAGGUGGCGUAUGCGAGCGCCAUGGAAGGGCGCGUCGUGGAUAUAGCUUGUUUGCUUGUAGUAGCGGCACAGAAAGUAAAUGAAUCGAUGUUGGAGUUGCACAAUGCUGAUUUAAAUUCCAAAGAGAAGACUACCAUUUACGAGUGCGUGAUCAGAGAGGCAUUGGGUCUUGGCCGUGCUGAAAGUGCAACCCCACCCAAAGCCGCUAAACGGAACUUUGCUCCUAGCAAGAGCGAGAGUACCGGCAAAAGGAAGCUUUUGCUUUGCGUGAUUGAGCUGCUUCAGCUAUUCGGCGCCGUUGCGCAAGCCAGUUGUACGGACAAAAGGGUGACGUCACCCUUGAUCUUGGCGUCGCUGGCUCUAGAUGAAGCAAUCAUUGAAUUGCUUAUGAAGACCAACAUGGACAUCAAUGAUGUGGAUACUGAAGGGAACUCUGCUCUUCAUUGGUGUCUCAAGGCAUCCAAAGGAUCGUGUUCUCAGCAGAUCAAGAUUAUGUGGCUCCUGCUGAAGCAUGGUGCUAGAGUGAACCAAAAAAACAAACUGGGGCUAACUGCAGUCCACAUUGCUGCUGCGAAUGGUAAUUCACAGGCACUUAAGGUCCUUUUAUCGGAAGACCCUGAUAGUGUCAACUCCAAAACAGAAACAAAAGAAACCCCAUUAUUUUUUGCAGUGAAGAAUGACUGUAAGGAUUGUGUUGAGAUUCUUUUGCGAUGGGGAGCUAGCACAGAAGUCUUUAAUUUGCGUAAGCAAAGACCAGUGGACUUAGCAGAGUCACAAGAGAUGCGGUUCUUGCUUAAUGCAACAAAUAUUAGUCUCACAAAUUGCGCUCUCCCCGUUAGACAGAAAUAUACUGCAUGGUUACAAGGAAAUGAGGUGAUCGCAGAGACAUAUGAAGAGCUUUUGACCAUGAGUGAUGAAGGCAACACUAUUAACAGGACUUGCUCAAGUACAAAGAUAGAGGCGUGCAAAUACUUUAAUUAUCCUACUGGAUGUGCUAGAGGCAGUAAGUGCUUUUAUGCGCACAGUGGAGAGGAGCUUAGGCAGAAGAAGCAUGAAACAGACACAAUUAAUUCAUCCACUGCACAGGACCUUGACCGGAAAAUUUUUGUAGGAGGCUUGCCUCUGUCUUUGGAUUCUGCAGAUUCAUUGCAAAAAAUUUUUGAAGAGAAAUUUGGUAUGGUGGAUGAUGCGAAAAUUGUUGGAGUUCAAACAGGAGAUAAGAUACAAUCCAGAGGAUUUGGAUUUGUAACCUUUAAACACAAGAAAUCUGUUUCAGCUGCUGUUGAAGCACACUAUGUUGCUCUUAUGGGCAAGCAAGUUGAGAUCAAAAGUGCACUGCCGAAAUGCCUUUUACUGGCUGAGCUUCAGAAGUCACCUUCACAAGAUGAACAAGAACAGAAUGACCAGCAUCUACCACGAGAGCGGACCCCUGAGGUGAAGAGUUUAAAGGAGAUGGCGGAGUGGAUGACACCUGAAAUAAUGGCAAAAGAGGACGUGCCCAGUGAGAAGACUGAAAAAGAGAUGGCUAGUUGUAGGACCACAGAAGAGGCUAAAUCUAAGCCAUUAUCGUGGGCUGAUGCAUUAAUCUGUGAUCAGCAGAGGACAUUUUCUGAUGAAUCUCGAAUGUACAAGGAAAACAUGCCAACAUGGCUCAGAACUUUCAGGAAGUGGCUCCCCGACUUUUUAAAGCAGGUAGUAAAGAGGGAUGGAGAAUAUGCUCUUUCAUCUCUGAAAGCAGAUUUCAGGGCUGCUUUUGGCCUAGAAUUGGAUCACACCUCUCUUGGUUUCCUAAAGCUCAGUGAUUUCAUGAGAUCUUUCCCAGACCUUUGCCGCAUUGAGUUUGCGCGAAUGGGAAAACAGAAACCUGCCAAUCACAUGAUACUUUUUCCUAGCCUUCAUAAGUCUCACCAUCAGCCACUUGAACCUCCAAAGAUAGACAUUCAGUCUUCUCAUGCAACUGACAGCAGCAGUAAUGGAGAUACUAACGAAAGUAAAUCUGGCUUUCUGGAUGUUCAAUUGUUGUCUAAUGAGAAUGAUGACUCGACUGAUGGCAGCUCUAAGUUGUCCCAUCAAAUGUCUGAUGAGAAUCCAGAGGGCUCAGCAGAUAGUGUGACCUCCUUUUUUCUUCAAUUUUUAGAGCCAGACCCAACCUUUCAUGAUAGACCAUGGCUAUAUGGUGAAUCUGAUAGUGGAGCAGGAGAUCCUGUUCAUGGAGGUGAACUGGGCGAGGAGUUUAAAGCAAUGAAGCCCCAGCCGCUAGAGCAACAUGUGGUUUUGGAAUCCCUUUCCAGAAAAAGGAAUAAUUCAUCUGUCUUCUUUCUUCGUGAAUUUGAUUUCUACGAUAACUACAAGGCAAGCAUUGUGCAAGGAAGGUGCUUUAGUUGCAACCAGCAUAGGCUGUUGUGGGCCAACUUUCCAUGCCAGCACUUGUUGUGGUGUGCUGACUGUAAACCACAGAUCACGCAGACGCCCUUCAAUUUUGAGCACAAAUGUGUGGUGUGUGAUGUCAAAGUACAGAAAAUAGAUUUGAUCUCAUGGCAAGAUCACCAUUAUACCACAGAUAACACAGCCCUCAUUGAGUUCCCACCUUUUACUUCUGAUUACAUAAGAAAUUUGUCCAAGAAGAGAGAUCUCUUUUGAGACCCAGCCAAUUGGAUAUUUUGUUGCAGCUACUCUCUGCAUAAAUAGAAGGCUAAAGCAGAAGUAAAUGGACCAAAAAAAAAAAGGAGGUGGUCAUAGUAAGUGCGUAAGUGUGAUCAGCCGACUAUUCCUCUUAAUCUGAAAAUUUGUACAAAACAGAUUACUCCACAGAACUCUGAUGUUCUUUUGUGGUGAAACAGAGUUGAGUGACAUUGUAAGUGUGGUUGCCUUAGGCAACUGUCAACCCCUUUCACCCAUUUACUGAUUUCUUCUGACAUGCAGUUUGACGAGCAUGUAUAGUUCUAUAACACAAGUUUUUGGAUGCCAAGUCCUUUCUUUGCUUUGUAAUGCUAGGGCUAGUGUAAAGUUCUGAAUCAUGGCUACAAUGCCUAGAAUGGAUGUUUUUGAAUGCUGCUGCUUCUUCUUCUCCUUUAUUACUGUCAUUGACUGUACCGGCAUAUGACAAACUGGAUGAAUGUAUCAUAUUUGUUUUAGGAUU